UGGCAAGAACAAUGGAAAAGGUGACAAUAAGAACAUUGGCAAGAACUAGGAUUCUCCACCUUUCUAUCCUAUCGGUUCCAAUCCAAUAACAUCGUUGUCCACUGCUUCCUCCUCUAUUUCUAAGAUCUCUCCUGCUUCGAGAUGCCCAAAAUAAAAGGAGGGGGGCAAGAGAACACAAACACAAGAUUGAUGGAGAGGUGACGAGCAAAAGGUGUAGGCAAAAAGAAAGAAAGAGAUGCAACAGUAAGAGGUUUGCAGUUGCAAGGAGCAGCCGUUGCUGACAGCUCUACACAUCAAGUCCAUACCGUUUCCUCAUCAGGAUAGGAUCUUGAUGCACUUCGGUAGCUAGGAAAGUUGGUGUCCUAACUGGAAUCUUGUAAGGUUUUGCGAUUGUGGUGAGGGUAGUUCACAUGUUCAUGCUCCUGGCCAUCAUGCAAAUUUGUUACUAAUCAUAGGAGGAGAAACUAGCUUGUUGGCUCAUUUUGUGAGAAUGGACGACGGACUAUACCUUCCGAUCCCCAGCCACCUUCUGUUUCCAUAUCCAGAGAUCUCCCACGGCUUCGAUGAGUUCCUAGCGUGCACUCACACACACAGCUGUCCAUCGUGGUCGUCGCCGGCCGCGGCGCACACCCACACGUGCCUGCAUGCGCACACCCAAGUCGUAGCUUCCGGCGAAGACUACGCCGUGGAGCAAGACGAGCUGAGGAACCCCCGGAAGCCUCUGGGGAACCGGGAGGCCGUGCGCAAGUACCGGCAGAAGAAGAAAGCCCACGCAGCCUUCCUCGAGGAGGAGGUCAAGAAGCUCCGCGCCGCCAACCAGCAGCUCCUGAGGCGGCUGCAGGGCCAUGCGGCGCUGGAGGCCGAGGUUGCGAGGCUGACGAGCCUCCUGCUCGACGUCCGAGGCAAGAUCGACGAGGCCGAGAUCGGUGCCCUGCCGUUCGAUGAGCGGUGCAGCUUCGGCUCUGUCGUCUGUACUGCUGCAGAACUCACGCCAUGCUUUGACGCUAGCGGUGCUGAGGUAGCAGCGGUCCGGGAGGCUGGCGAUGUCGAUGACGGCGGCAUCGUCUCCGGAGAACUCGGUGUUCCUGAAGUGGUGGAUGCUGUUGCCAGCUUCGUGAACUCUGUUGCCUAAUUGGCUCAAGUUCUUCGUACCAAGAUUUCAAAUAGAAAAUGGCUUGGGUUGCGGGUGUGUGUUUUCCCUUUCAUAUAGCCUGCUUGAAUAAAUGGUGGAUGGGAGCAGAAGUGUGGAAGUGAGACACCCUAUCAAGGUCUUGCUGAUUAUACCUCUGUUCUGAAGUGUUCGGUUUGUAAUGUACUUGUUGUGUUUGUAUUGGAUGGAGCUAAUAGUAAGUGUGACACAGCAUGAUCUGUGCUUUCCAAAGUGCUGCAACUGUGAGGAUGAGUUAAACUUGGUUCCUUAUGUU
This is a messenger RNA of Hordeum vulgare subsp. vulgare (domesticated barley), 1424 nucleotides long. Its product is annotated as basic leucine zipper 23-like. Gene Ontology annotation, molecular function: DNA-binding transcription factor activity, RNA polymerase II-specific; RNA polymerase II cis-regulatory region sequence-specific DNA binding. Lineage: Eukaryota; Viridiplantae; Streptophyta; Magnoliopsida; Poales; Poaceae. Gene Ontology annotation, biological process: regulation of transcription by RNA polymerase II; DNA-templated transcription. The transcript is spliced from 3 exons. The coding region runs from base 491 to 1132 and encodes 213 amino acids. The record is from RefSeq and is a predicted model, not a curated record.